UUAUACGUUUCGGUUUUGAUUUGUGAGAUCAAAACACCGUUUGAUACAUAUUUCAAUUUUAUUCAGAAUAAUCCGCAAUUUCGGCGCAAUAUACCACCGUAAUCAUCUCCAACGAUGUCUCUCGCCAUGAAGAGGCCCCUUCCCGAACCGACCCAAACGAUUCAGCAGGACCCGGCCGCGGUCGUCCCGCUGCUCGGCGCCAGCACCAGCGCCCGCAUCUACAAGCGCAUCCGGCUGACCGCGCGCAAGAGCACCGGCGCUCCGCCCUCGAUCCUCGCCUACGUGAACCUGCUGGAGGACACGGCGGGGAACAGCAACGACGCGCUGCAGGUGCUGAUCAAGAUCUCGGACGCGAUGCUGUUCGACGAGAGCGAGUUCCCGGAGGCGAUCCGCAAGCUGGUGGAGCACUUUCGGCGCGAGCCCGAGUCGGCGGUGCGGGUGAAGACGCUGUCGCUGUUUGGGGAUUUGGCGGCGGAGACGGGGAUCGACUGUGGGGCGUUGAUUGACGAGGUGAUUGGGCUGCUGAAGGGGGAGACGAGUGCGAAGGUCGUGUCGCAGGGACUGUACGCGUUGGAGCGGAUUGGGCGGGCGUGUGUGCUGCCGUCGGUGGCUUGCACGAACAAGAUGGUGUUUUUUGCCAAGAGUAAGCUGUUUUCGCCGAGUCAUAACGUGCAGAGGCAUGCGAUUUUGCUGCUGGGAAGGUUCGUGCUGGUUUCGGACGCAGAGAAGGAGAGUUUGGAGCUGAUUGGGAAGUAUACGGAUUCGGCGGACGCUCGGGUUAGGGCGCAGGCCAUCCGGUCGAUGUUGACGCUGGGGGAGCGCGGAGUUAAUCUGCCGGCGUCGAUGUACGCGAGGGCUUGCGGGUCGUUGAGCGAUGAUUACGAGUGCGUCCGGAAGGAGGCGUUGCAGCUGGUAUUUCAGUUGGGGGUGCGCCAUCCGGAGCAUUUGGUUAAGGUGAGCAAGGAUUCGGACCAGGAGGUGCGGUUGAUUGACGACGCGUUUGGGCGGAUUUGCAACGCCAUUUGUGACUUGUCGAUGCACAUCCGGACGCUGGCGGCGGAGCUGCUCGGGGGGAUGACGAUGGUGAGUGACGAGUUUCUGCACCAGACGCUGGACAAGAAGCUGAUGAGCAACAUGCGGAGGAAGAAGAGCUUGCACGAGCGGAACGCGGAACACUUUACCAGUGGGGAGUGGUCCAGCGGCAAGAAGUGGGCGGAUGACGCGCCGAAGGAGUUGGUCAACGCGGAAGCGGUUUCGCUGAUGGCUUCCGGGGCGUGUGGAGCGCUGGUUCAGGGCUUGGAGGACGAGUUCCUGGAGGUUAGGACGGCUUCGGUGAACUCGAUGUGCAAGUUGGCGUUGAAGAACCCGCCGUUUGCCGUAACUUCACUUGAUUUUUUGGUGGACAUGUUCAACGACGAGAUCGAGGAGGUUCGUCUGAGGGCCAUUUACAGUUUGACCGCAAUUUCCAAGCACAUCAUCUUGAGGGAAGACCAGCUCGAGACGAUGCUGAGUUCGCUGGAAGAUUACUCGGUUGAAGUUCGCGAGGGAUUGCACCUGAUGUUGGGCGCUUGCAAAGUGUCCACCAAAGCCUGUCUCUCGCUGGUGGUUCAGAAGGUGUUGGACGUACUCCUGAAAUAUCCGGAAGAUCGUCUCUCAACCUUCGGCUGCAUGCAGCGCGUCGGCCAGAAACAUCCGGAGAUUUGUAUGUCCCUCACGCCGCAACUCCUUCAAGAUCAUCCCUUCUUCGACAGCGCCGAACGUGACGUCGAAGAUCCGUCCUACAUCUGCGUCCUGAUCAUGCUGUUCAACGCGGCUCAACACCUGCCGCCGAUGCUCAGUCUCUUCCCGGAAACCAUCGUGCGGCAUUACGCGUAUCUCCGAGACACCAUGCCCAACCUGGUCCCCCACCUAAACCUGGGCGGACAACCCGCAAAACUCGCCCUGACCACCUCAACCGGAUCGCGACAAUUCUUGGAGACCCUCCUGAACAACAUCCAAUCCGCAUACUCCGCCCCGCAAGCCCGCCAAGCCCUGCUCAAAGCAGCCCAGGAAAACCUCGAUCGUCUCGCCGAAAUCGACCCGUCCUUCUCCGGAACCGCCAACUUCACCGCAGUCUUCUUCGGCACCCAACUGCUCAUGGAGCAGCUGCAGGUGGCCACCACCGGACAACCCACCAAGGCACCCCUCAAGGACUGCCUCGCCCAACUCAUCCGCAAAUGUCUCAAGCUGCAAAAUCUCUUCUCCAGUCUCACCCUCGAGGAUCAACUGCUCGUCAAGCAGAUGUGUCUCCGCGCCAGCGCCCUCAACCUGGUCCUCGUCGUAAAAGAUCGCUCCCAAAGCGCCCUCGCCCCCUGCCAACUUCUGCUCCACAUCGCAUCCGACGCCAGCAACUUCCUGCAGGAAAACAGCGCCCUCGUCGCGGACUCCUUCACCAGCGCCAUCCUGACCAAGCUGGCCGCCGUCGGCGACCCACGACCCGGUCGCGUCUUCCGCGAGAUCCUCCCCGUCGUGCAAGCCGCCGCCCCCGUCGUCAUCCCGAAAAUCAACACCAACAUCAAAAUGUGCAAAGCGCACAUCCUCGAACCGUCGGAAUCCUCCGGUAGCACCGACAACGUCGUCAAAGUGACCGCCGGCCUCAUCGCCUCGGUCCCGUUCGUAGCCGAGCUGGAGAACCUCCAGGAGUCCCAGCGGCAAAACCUCCGCCUCAAAAUAAAAUAUCCCGAUCAGAACGUGCACGUGAUCGUGCCCCGGCGGCGUGACCUUAAAAAAAUCAUGACCGAGCAGGGCGAGAGUGAGUCCCACUGGAGGUUGCGCACGACGGUGCUGCUGUCGCACGGCGUCUGGACCGAGGCGUCCCCCGUGGAUAUUGGCAUCUGUUUGGCGGUGCGGCCCAACACCGAUCUGGAGCUGUGCAAGCCGGUCAAGGUGCAGUUUGCGCCAAAGCCGGUCAAGAGGGGGAUUUGAGGGGGGGUUGGUGUAAUAUGAUUCGAUUAAUGGCAGUACAAUAAAUGUAUCAAAAUUUA
Culex quinquefasciatus (southern house mosquito) is the source of this 3023-nucleotide messenger RNA. It is a transcript of the gene IntS4, whose product is annotated as integrator complex subunit 4. The coding region runs from base 115 to 2964 and encodes 949 amino acids. The transcript has 3 exons. The record is from RefSeq and is a predicted model, not a curated record. Gene Ontology annotation, biological process: snRNA processing. Gene Ontology annotation, cellular component: integrator complex. Lineage: Eukaryota; Metazoa; Arthropoda; Insecta; Diptera; Culicidae.